Messenger RNA from Caenorhabditis remanei, 1413 nucleotides. RefSeq lists its product as uncharacterized. The coding region runs from base 1 to 1413 and encodes 470 amino acids. The transcript is spliced from 6 exons. Gene Ontology annotation, molecular function: selenium binding; protein binding. Lineage: Eukaryota; Metazoa; Nematoda; Chromadorea; Rhabditida; Rhabditidae. The record is from RefSeq and is a predicted model, not a curated record.
AUGCCGUGCCCAUCAAAAUGUCACGGAGGUCCUGGGUAUGCAUCCCCGCAAGAUGCAAUUAAAGGACCGAGGGAAGAAGUGUUAUUUGUGACUGCACCACAUGCAAACAAUGGUCCAGAUGCCAUUUUUACAGUUGAUGUCAAUCCGGACAGUGACGCUUUUUGUCAGGUGAUCAGUCGAGUGGACGUACCAAAUAUCGGGGACGAAGUACAUCAUACCGGAUGGAAUGCGUGCUCUUCUUGUCAUGAUAAACCAACUGAGAAGAGAUCCCACCUUAUAGUCCCAUGCCUGAAUUCCGAUCGAAUCUACGUCAUAAACGUUGAAAACGAGAAAGAAAUUUAUCUCGAAAAGACAAUAGAACCAUCGAAACUCCACUCUCUCAAUCUAUCAUUUCCCCAUACUUCUCAUUGUUUAGCUGAUGGAAAUAUAAUGAUAAGUACACUUGGAGAAGCAGACGGAACACCGUCUGGAAACUUUUUAUUGUUGGAUGGAAAGACGUUUGAACCGAAAGGAACAUGGCCAGCUGAUGGGAAAGUUGUCAAGUUUAACUAUGAUUUCUGGUAUCAACCGAGAAGAAAUUUGAUGAUUUCGACGGAAUGGGGGUCACCGAGUCAUAUUAAGAAGGGGUUUAAUCCAGCUCACGUAUCCGAAGGUCUCUACGGUAACAGUGUCCACAUUUUCGAGUGGAAUUCCAAAAAACACCUCCAAACAAUUGAUCUACCAAUGCCACUUGGUGCACUCCCGUUGGAAGUUCGAUUCCUUCAUGAACCGACAAAUGAGAAUGCAUUCGUUGGAUGUGCACUUGGAUCUGCUAUUUUUAGAAUUCAUCCGGAUAAGAAGAAUCCAUCAGUCCAAACCGCUACCCUCUCCGCUUCUAUUCCCUCAAAACGUGUGAGUGGAUGGUCACUUCCAGAGAUGCCAGCACUUAUAACCGAUAUUCUGAUUUCAAUGGAUGACAGAUUCCUAUAUGUUUCGUGUUGGCUUCACGGAGAUAUUCGACAAUAUGAUAUCACGGAUCCAUCAAAUAUUAAAUUGAAUUCUCAAGUUUAUAUUGGUGGAAGUAUUCAUUCGGAAUCGAAUAUUCAAGUAUUAGAUCAAUAUCAUUCUGAAAUUCCAGCACUUUAUGUGAAGGGACGAAAAAUAGAAGGAGGACCACAGAUGUUACAGUUAUCGUUAGAUGGGAAGAGAUUAUAUGUGACGACUUCUUUGUACAAGCAAUGGGAUCAACAGUUCUAUCCCGAGAAUGUCAAAUCCGGUGCCACAAUGAUUCAAGUCGACAUCGACCCAGAAACUGGAAAAAUGGAAAUCAAUCGAAAUUUCCUUAUCGACUUUGGAAAAGUGUCGGGCGGUCCGUACUUGGCUCAUGAGAUGCGUUAUCCGGGAGGAGAUUGUACUUCUGAUAUCUGGAUUUGA